Molecule: messenger RNA, 573 nt
Organism: Ipomoea triloba (trilobed morning glory)
Lineage: Eukaryota; Viridiplantae; Streptophyta; Magnoliopsida; Solanales; Convolvulaceae
Product: putative E3 ubiquitin-protein ligase RF4
Exons: 2
Coding region: 1-573 (190 amino acids)
Source: RefSeq, a predicted model, not a curated record
AUGUUCAACAAAGCCGACUGUGAAAUCUCACAACUAGUUGUGAGGGAUGAUCUUAUGGCAGUUGAGCUUGAGAAGCUUCUAAUUCCCACAAUACAAUCAAGAAGAUCCUCUGCUGUUCCUGUGUCACUAAUGCAGCGUAAGCAACAGCUGCAGAAAGAGGUGCAGGGUUGGAUUGAUUGGACUAAUGUGAAGGCUCUUUGGCAACAAGAAGAGAGGGAGAAGACAAAGCUUCUCCAGAAGGCGGAGUCUAUUUGGAGGGAGAGGCAACAAAGGAAGCAGAAGACAAAAAUGGAGGAGGAAAAGUUGAUAGCAAAGGCAGAAGAGAACAGCAGGGUGAAAUUGGCAGCUGUGGGGGAAAGUUCAAGCCAGCAGGGAGGCAUAAAACGCGAAUGGGAAUGCGUUAUGUGCUUGACUGAGCCAAAAUCAGUAGUUUUCCUCCCUUGUGCCCAUAAGGCUCUUUGCACAAACUGCAAUGUGCUUCAUGAAAGGCAAGGAAUGAAGGACUGUCCCGUUUACAGAACGCCAAUCAUGAAGCGGAUCCAAGCCUGCUUUGUUCCUCCAAAAGCACACUAG